Molecule: messenger RNA, 1554 nt
Organism: Pocillopora verrucosa
Lineage: Eukaryota; Metazoa; Cnidaria; Anthozoa; Scleractinia; Pocilloporidae
Product: orexin receptor type 2-like
Biological process (GO): G protein-coupled receptor signaling pathway
Cellular component (GO): membrane
Molecular function (GO): G protein-coupled receptor activity
Source: RefSeq, a predicted model, not a curated record
GUCGCUCACUAUAUUCGCAUAGUCGUCACAUGCUGCGAGCGUCCUUGAGAGUUGACGAUCUUGCCUCGUCCUAAAAUUGCCCCAUUCAAAAUUCUUAACAAGAUUUUUGGUCAAAGGACUACGCCAACCCAGAGAUGCCAAGCUAUUUCGGUAUGGCGAAUGACACACAUCCAACGAAUGCAAAUGACACAAAAGUCCUUCCUGACCAGAACUCAGUUACCACAAAGCUGCUAUAUCCCACUGGCCUGAAAAUUGGCAUGACCCUUGCAUACGCUGUGAUUUUUGUCUUCGCAUUACUCGGCAACUCCUUCGGGUUGUUUGUGGUACUCAAGAAAUCAUCGCCCGUCGGCAGAAUCACGAGCCUAUUCAUCGCUAAUAUGGCCGCGGCAGAUCUCUUGCUAACAUGUACGGUGAUGCCAUAUCAGGUUGCUUAUUUUUACAGAGGAGGAACGUGGUUCGGAGGAGCAUUUGGUACCGCAACUUGUAAACUUUUUUCCUACGUUGUCACUGUUUCCAUAGCAGCAACGGUCUUAACAAUGUUAGUUAUCUCGAUUGAUAGAUUCCAUGCAAUAUUCUAUCCACUAAAAAGAAGAUUAUUUCGAAAACCAAAGAUCUUAUCGACCAUAGUUUGGUUGUUAUCACUUAUAUUGAUGAUUCCAUACCCUCUUUAUUCUGUUGUCGAAUUAAACACAGGACAAAACGCAUACAAGUGUUCCCAGCUUUCAUCAAAAACAGACCAAGACGUUAUUAAGAUCUUCCAUGUUUGUCUUUUUACUACCCUUUAUGCAUUACCUCUUUUCUUUUUGGUUUUGCUUCAUCUUUUGAUCUGCCGAAAGUUGUGGCUUCGCAAAAUCCCAGGAAACGUGUCGCGUGACAGUCGAACUGCUGCUGACAGAUCUAAACGCAAGAUUGCGCGGUUGUUGAUCAUAAUUGUCGUACUGUUUGCGCUCUGUUGGUUUCCAACGUAUGUCAAUCACUACUUUUGGUUCAUCCGCCAAGAAUCCAAGCUACCUAUUGGGUUCGAGUUCUUUUUCUUGUGGUUAGCGCACGCAAACAGCGCCAUAAAUCCAUGCCUUUACAUAAUGUUUAAUGAUCAUCUUCGUUCUACACUGAUUUCCACUCUAAAAUCAUGUUUUUGCCGAAGAUGUCCCUGUUUUAAACAAGCUUAUCGACCGAUUGUUCGUCUGUACCAAGCGAAAAAGACAACCGUGGUAUAACAAAUAUGGAUUUAGUUCCGCUUAUCGAACCCUCCUGUGAUUAAGACGAAUUUAAUUCAGCCCAACUGUCAUAAAGUACUGUGGCUUUAACAGCACUUAAAAAAAAUUCGUUUGCCUUUGUAACUGCCCUAUGGGAGGGGAAUAUCAAAACGGCCACUCAACAUGGCUAAAAGUUGAUCUACUAAAGCUGACAUGAGCCAGUUUCUUAAGUAAUACUGUUGAGAAAAAAAGAUGAUAAUCAAAAACAAUUUCGCGGUUUCUUGAGGGGACUCUUCGUUAUAUGCCCUACGAAGCUGGACAAGUUUUAUGAUAAUGAUGUACGUACGUGUAUUAGCUU